AUGGCGGUUUCCAACUUCGCCAGGGCAUUUCCGUCAUUCGCGUGCCGCUCAGAUCCCGAUAUCUGCCGGCCGGAGGGCCCCCCACAUGGAUCCGGCUGCUUCUCUUCGAAGCCGAGGCCGUCGGUCCUCUUCGGCGGCGGCGGGCCUGCGGCUCACGGCUUCUCGUCUUCCCUGAUUCUCAGGUUCCCGCCGAACUUCGUCAGGCAGCUCAGCAACAAGGCUCGGAGAAACUGCAGCAACAUCGGUGUGGCGCAGGUCGUGGCGGCUUCAUGGUCGAACAACCAGGGAGCCUCGGGUCCCACGCCGGCGGCCAAGGCUGUCGAUGCAGCCGCGGCCGCCGUGGCGCCGGUCGAGAUCGAGACCGGCGUCGAGCCCGUCGUCGCUGCGGAUGGGGAUCUGUCCGGCGGCGACGAAAAUGUGCAAAUCGGGGAUUUGCAUAAUGUAAAGUACAAUUCGUUUUUGAGUUCCGAUGGGAGCAUAGCUAUUCAUGCUGGUGAAAGAUUGGGUAGAGGCAUUGUUACGGAUGCUAUAACUACUCCAGUAGUUAAUACAUCUGCGUAUUUCUUCAAGAAAACUGCUGACCUCAUUGAUUUUAAGGAAAAAAGGCGUGCAAGUUUUGAAUAUGGACGCUAUGGGAACUAUACUACUGUUGUUGCUGAGGAGAAGAUAAGUGCACUGGAAGGGGCUGAAUCGACAAUUUUGAUGGCAUCUGGAAUGUGUGCCAGCACUGUCAUGUUGUUGGCCCUUAUCCCUGCUGGUGGGCAUUUGGUGACCACCACUGACUGCUACAGGAAGACACGGAUAUUCAUCGAGACUUUUCUUCCCAAAAUGGGGAUCACUGCUACUGUCAUUGAUCCAGCAGAUGUUGCUGGUCUGGAGUCUGCUCUAGAGAAGAACAAUGUCACUCUUUUCUUUACUGAAUCUCCAACCAAUCCAUUCUUGAGAUGUGUUGACAUUGAACGGGUCUCGAAGCUUUGCCACAACAAAGGAGCCUUGGUGUGUGUGGAUGGGACAUUUGCAACUCCUCUUAACCAGAAGGCUCUGGCCCUUGGUGCUGACAUUGUUCUACACUCUGCAACAAAGUACAUUGGUGGACACAACGAUGUUCUUGCUGGAUCAAUCAGUGGCCCUGAGAAGCUGAUUUCUACUGUCCGUACCUUGCAUCAUGUUCUGGGUGGUACUCUCAAUCCAAAUGCCGCAUAUCAGAUCAUCAGGGGCAUGAAGACGUUGCAUCUUCGUGUACAGCAACAAAACUCAACAGCACAAAGGAUGGCGGAGAUUUUAGAGGCACAUCCUAAGAUUAGGCACGUGUAUUAUCCAGGCCUGGCUGGUCAUCCAGAGCAUGAACUUGCUAAGAAGCAAAUGACCGGUUUUGGUGGCGUUGUCAGUUUUGAGGUUGAUGGCGAUCUCAUGGUGACCGCCAAAUUUGUCGACACCCUGAAAAUUCCAUACAUAGCUCCGUCUUUUGGAGGCUGUGAAAGCAUUGUUGACCAGCCAGCCAUUAUGUCUUACUGGGAUCUUUCCCAAUCGGAAAGGGCCAAGUAUGGGAUCCUGGACAAUUUGGUCCGGUUCAGCUUUGGAGUCGAGGACUUUGAAGACUUGAAGGCCGACAUUCUUCAGGCGUUGGACGCCAUAUAA
Messenger RNA from Striga hermonthica, 1638 nucleotides. The record is from the annotation of a GenBank genome assembly. Lineage: Eukaryota; Viridiplantae; Streptophyta; Magnoliopsida; Lamiales; Orobanchaceae.